Populus nigra (black poplar) is the source of this 537-nucleotide messenger RNA. Its product is annotated as probable NAD(P)H dehydrogenase subunit CRR3, chloroplastic. The transcript has 3 exons. Bases 1 to 537 code for a protein of 178 amino acids. Gene Ontology annotation, cellular component: NAD(P)H dehydrogenase complex (plastoquinone); chloroplast thylakoid membrane. Gene Ontology annotation, biological process: photosynthetic electron transport in photosystem I. The record is from RefSeq and is a predicted model, not a curated record. Lineage: Eukaryota; Viridiplantae; Streptophyta; Magnoliopsida; Malpighiales; Salicaceae.
AUGGCUUGCUUAUCCUGCCACUCCAUAACCAAAACACUUGUAGUAUUUGCUUCUCUUCCCAGAAAUACAAACUCUCCAUCCCCGCAAUCCAACACUGAUCCUAAGCCUCCUUCACUUCCGGUUCCCACGACAACAACAAGUACCAGAACCAAAAGCACCACUACUCUACCACUACCAAGAAAGAAAAGAGUCCAAGACAGGCUACAACAACAGCUCAAUCUUAUGACUAUUGAACGUGUCGUUGGUGCUGGCAGUUAUCGUGACUAUGAGAAGCCCAUUGACCAAGAGAAGAAGGAGAAGAAAAAGAAGAAGAAGAUGUCUGGAUUUAUGGAGGAGGGACCAGUGGAGAAGAAGCUCCGAGAGACUGGAGAGUGGGUUACCACCAAAACUGAAGGAGAAUUUCGUUCCAAUGGUAAAAGGAUUUUAAUGUUCUCUUUUAAGUGGGCUAUACCACUUUAUAUUUUUAUGGUCUUUGUGGCUUCUGGAGUUAUAAAGCUACCUUUCAGCUCACAAUUUCUUGAUGAUCUGCUCAUGUAA